UAUUAUUUUUAAUAUCAAUAUCAAUGAUUCCUUUAUUUUGAAUUACACAAGACGAGGUGAUAACACGUAACAUAACAUAAUAAAUUAGUUAUGGAAAGUAAUGUCUCUAUACCAUCUGUUAAUUAUAACCCAUUUACUGUGGUCGGAUCUUGUAACCUAUGUACCAGAGAAUUAAAUAACGACGAAUUGAUAUUUACAAUAAUUAAGUGCGUCAAUUUUGCCGCGAUAAAACAUAAGGAUCAGCGAAGGUUGGAUGAAGAAGAAACACCAUAUAUAAAUCACCCAAUAGGUGUUGCAAAUAUUUUGAUCCAGGAAGGCCAAAUUCAUGAUCCUGUUACAAUUGUGGCAGCACUUUUACAUGAUACUGUAGAAGAUACAGCAACUACAUUUGAAGAAAUUGAAAAUGAGUUUGGCACUGAGGUUUGUAAUAUUGUUAGGGAAGUAACUGAUGACAAAAGUUUAGCAAAACAAGAGAGAAAGAAAUUACAAAUAAAGAAUGCCCCUAAGAAAAGUUAUAAAGCUAAGUUGGUUACACUAGCUGAUAAAUUAUACAAUUUGCGAGACCUUCAAAGAGCCAUACCAGUUGGCUGGUCACAAGAUAGGGUAAAAGAAUACUUCAAGUGGUCCAAAGCUGUAAUUGAUGGAUGUCGCAAAACUAAUUUUUCUCUAGAAAGGCAGCUAGAUCUAAUAUUUGCAGAAAGGAUAUCCCAAGAGAGAUACCAUUGUGCAUGUAAAAAACCAUUGAUGUCCUAA
Molecule: messenger RNA, 753 nt
Organism: Habropoda laboriosa
Lineage: Eukaryota; Metazoa; Arthropoda; Insecta; Hymenoptera; Apidae
Gene: Mesh1
Product: guanosine-3',5'-bis(diphosphate) 3'-pyrophosphohydrolase MESH1
Exons: 3
Coding region: 91-753 (220 amino acids)
Molecular function (GO): guanosine-3',5'-bis(diphosphate) 3'-diphosphatase activity
Source: RefSeq, a predicted model, not a curated record